This is a messenger RNA of Oldenlandia corymbosa var. corymbosa, 3682 nucleotides long. The record is from the annotation of a GenBank genome assembly. Lineage: Eukaryota; Viridiplantae; Streptophyta; Magnoliopsida; Gentianales; Rubiaceae.
AUGGCAUGGACAGAUGAGGUAAACGGUAAUGUAGAUGAAAGGGAUUUCACUGGCGAGAAUGGUUCCUUGGAAGGAGGGCAGCCUUCUACUAGUUCUGGAAGCUCGCCAAGCAUCAGUCCUCCCAAAAAGAUAUUCCAAGGGAAGGAUCCUCUUUCAUAUGCUAAUAUUCUUCGCACCAGAAACAAAUUUGUUGAUGCACUUGAUAUCUAUGAGAGUUUAUUGGAGACGGAUAGUGGUAAUGUUGAAGCUCAUAUAGGAAAAGGAAUCUGCUUGCAGAUGCAGAAUAUGGGUAGAGCCGCUCUUGACAGCUUUGCUGAAGCUAUCAAACUAGACCCGCAUAAUCCAUGUGUUCUUACCCACUGUGGAAUCAUAUACAAGGAGGAAGGCCGCCUUAUGGAGGCUGCAGAAUCGUAUCAGAAAGCUCUUUUGGCCGAUCCUUCAUACAAACCAGCUGCAGAAUGCCUAGGGAUUGUGCUAACUGAUCUUGGAACAAGCUUAAAACUUGCUGGUAACACUCAGGAGGGAAUUCAAAAGUACCAUGAGGCCAUCAAAGUGGAUCCUCAUUAUGCUCCCGCUUACUAUAACCUUGGGGUUGUCUAUUCUGAAAUGAUGCAAUAUGAUGUGGCCCUUAAUUGCUAUGAGAAGGCUGCCUUGGAGAGACCCAUGUAUGCGGAAGCAUAUUGUAACAUGGGUGUCAUCUAUAAAAACCGAGGUGAUCUGGACUCCGCAAUUGCCUGUUAUGAGAGGUGUUUGGCUGUGUCUCCAAAUUUUGAGAUUGCUAAAAAUAAUAUGGCAAUUGCCUUAACUGAUUUAGGCACAAAGGUUAAACUGGAGGGAGAUAUCAAUCAAGGUGUAGCUUACUAUAAGAAGGCACUUUUUUACAAUUGGCACUAUGCGGAUGCCAUGUACAAUCUUGGGGUUGCAUAUGGUGAAAUGCUUAAAUUUGAAAUGGCAAUUGUGUUUUAUGAGCUUGCUUUCCACUUCAACCCUCAUUGUGCAGAGGCCUGCAACAAUCUAGGGGUGAUAUACAAGGAUCGGGAUAACCUUGAUAAAGCAGUGGAGUGCUACCAGAUGGCAUUGUCAAUCAAACCAAAUUUCUCCCAGUCUUUAAACAAUCUUGGAGUUGUGUACACUGUUCAGGGUAAGAUGGAUGCAGCUGCAAGCAUGAUUGAGAAAGCCAUUGUUGCUAACCCUACGUACGCAGAAGCUUACAAUAACUUAGGUGUUCUUUACAGAGAUGCUGGUGAUAUCUCUCUUGCCAUUGAAGCAUAUGAGAAGUGCUUAAAGAUUGAUCCUGAUUCUCGUAAUGCCGGGCAGAACCGGUUGCUUGCUAUGAACUACAUAAAUGAGGGAACUGAUGAUGUAUUAUAUGAGGCUCACAGAGAGUGGGGUAGGCGCUUCAUGAGGUUAUAUCCCCAGUACUCCUCAUGGGAUAACCCUAAAGAUCCAGAAAGGCAGCUUAUUAUAGGAUAUGUGUCUCCUGAUUAUUUUACUCAUUCGGUCUCAUAUUUCAUCGAAGCACCGCUCAUCUAUCAUGACUUUGCAAAUUUCAAAGUAGUGGUUUAUUCUGCCGUUGUAAAGGCCGAUGCAAAAACUAGUAGAUUUAAAGAGAGAGUGUUGAAAAAGGGUGGUAUGUGGAGAGAUAUUUAUGGGAUUGAUGAGAAAAAGGUCGCCAGCAUCGUCAGGGACGAUAAUGUUGAUAUAUUGGUUGAACUCACAGGUCAUACAGCAAACAAUAAGUUGGGAAUGAUGGCCUGCCGGCCAGCACCUCUUCAGGUGACAUGGAUUGGCUAUCCAAAUACUACUGGUUUGCCUAGCAUUGAUUACAGAAUUACUGAUGCUUUGGCUGACCCUCCUGAAACAAAACAGAAACAUGUUGAGGAGUUAGUUAGGUUACCACAUUGCUUUCUUUGCUACACACCUUCCACUGAAGCUGGGGCCGUAUCCCCUGCUCCUGCUCUGUCCAAUGGGUUUGUUACUUUUGGCAGCUUCAAUAAUCUGGCCAAGGUAUUGAUUAGUUCUGAAGUAUGCUCUGCUUCUAUAAUGCUGAUAUGCAACUAUGUGGUAAUGUCAUUACGUAUAUUGUUUUCUCUGUUGUUAUCAGAUAACACCCAAGGUGCUAAAAGUUUGGGCAAGGAUCCUAUCCGCGGUUCCAAAUUCUCGACUUAUCGUAAAAUGCAAGCCCUUUUGUUGUGAUAGCGUGAGACAACGAUUUCUUUCCAUGCUAGAGCAGUUGGGGUUGGAUCCAACGCGAGUUGACCUUUUGCCGCUAAUUCUUCUCAAUCAUGAUCACAUGCAAGCUUAUUCUCUUAUGGAUAUUAGUUUGGAUACAUUCCCUUACGCUGGAACAACUACCACAUGUGAAUCUUUAUACAUGGGAGUUCCAUGUGUCACCAUGGGAGGUUCAGUGCAUGCUCACAAUGUUGGUGUGAGUCUCCUGAAGACUGUUGGUAAGUAAUUUACUGUGAACUAAUUCAAGUACAGAUUUGUCAUCUAUUUAUUUUCUGCUUUAAAAAUCAUCUGCUUUAUUGCUAUUCUGGGAAAUACUGGGUGGUAGGUGAAGUUCCAUCAAGUAGACAGUUUGUUUUUAAUUUGUUCAAAUUGUUAACUAGUUGGAGUUGAUGUGACAUUCUUGUUAAUCCUUUUUUUGAAUCUGUUAGGAGUUUUGAAGUGUCUGGAUAAAUUAUGGCUGCCAAGCAUAUUUUUUGGUUGACUGUCGCUUAAUUUUCUACUUCUGUGCUUCAUUUUCUAUCUGCUCUGGCUAUAUUAAAUUUACGUGCAACUUGUAUCUUCGUUUAUAUGGGGAAUGAAUCCUCACGGCUAUUGCCUGAUAGGACUUCCAAAACUGGUUGCUGCAAAUGAGGAUGAAUAUGUGCUGCUGGCCGUACAAUUAGCCACUGAUAUGAAUGCCCUAGCAAACCUCAGAUCAAGUCUGCGAGAGCUAAUGCUCAAGUCACCUCUUUGUGAUGGGUCAAAGUUUGUGCAAGGACUGGAGUCAACAUACAGGAAUAUCUGGAGAAGAUACUGCGCGGGUGAUGUGCCAUCUUUACGGCGCAUGGAGCUUCUAAAGCAGGAGGAGCAGCAACAAAGUGCAGAUGCAGAACACAUGCUUCCAGAAAAACCAGUUGUUAAACAUGCUACUCAAAUUUCUCCCUCAAAAGAUGGUCCGCCUGGAUCACCCAUGGCUAACGGAUUUAGUCUGGAACAAUCUUCAAUGUUAAAUUCUUCUGCUCAUGAAGAAAAUGGAGUCUAACAACCGGAUGGAAGCCGUAACAGUUCUGGAGAUUCGAGGGCUCUAUGCGUUGGAAUUUUUUAGCUACAAGUGAUUAGCGUCCCUUCAAUAUGGGAAAACAAUGUGCAAUAGCAUUUUUUUUCCUGUCAGGCCUUCUGUAUCAUAGAUUCAACUGAGGCUUGAUGUGCUAGUUUUGAAAGUAGCUGGGGGUCGCAACCAAACUGUUGCUUAGUUAGGCACAGAUUUAUUCUGAGAAAGAUACUGGGAGUGGCAGCAAACUUGUUAAGUUGUAUAAUUGUAGUGCACUGGAACUUGAAAUUCAUCAUAUAGUAGUAUUUGACGCAAGUUACGCCAUUCCAUAUCUGCCUCUGUAGCAAAAUGGGGCGGUUCUAAAGUAUAGGGUAACUAGUAGAAUUGAGGUUGGUUUAGCUUUUUUUUUUUUUUUUUUUU